Molecule: messenger RNA, 1191 nt
Organism: Guyanagaster necrorhizus
Lineage: Eukaryota; Fungi; Basidiomycota; Agaricomycetes; Agaricales; Physalacriaceae
Exons: 3
Coding region: 1-1191 (396 amino acids)
Source: RefSeq, a predicted model, not a curated record
AUGGCUCCUCUCGUAGUCCUUGCACCACUCACUUGGCGAUUAAAGCGUAUUUUGGGAACCGGUGAAUAUCAGACAAAUAAUACAUUACGGAGACCACAGACGAAACUCCUUCAUGAAGAACACACCAGGCUCGAUGAAGAAUGCUCUGACUGCGUCUCAGCUCUUUCACGUAUCCAUUUCAUUCCAGUAGAAGUUUUGACCGACAUCUUGGUUUUGGCAACCGAGGAUCCGUACGACACAUUUGACUUGAGGAACGGCCCUUGGAUGAUAGGUCGGGACAAAAAACCGACUGUUAUCAUUCUCCUUCACUCCGUGCGAAGAGCUACACUGCCUUUUGAGAUCUCUGGUCGAUCAAUCCCAUCGCUGGGACCGUGUUUACCUACGUCUAGGGAUAGGACUAUUUUUUGGACCAAGUUCAAUCGGCAGAACGUUUCCGAACCUAUCGUACUUGAACAUCCGAGUGAUGGGGGCGGAGGAUUGCAAGGUCAUAUUCGGUGCCUUCGAAAACGCUCCGAAGCUGACAGUGCUACACCUGGAAGUACAGGAAGCCAACACGCCAAUCAUUCUUCGUCCUUUCCAAACUUGCUUGAAUUCAAACAGACUGGCGGCAGGAAUCCUCGUAGUCAUCUCCUCCCAGAGCGGAGCAUCCGCUAUUAUCUCGAGUUCAUUCAGAACAGCCCAAAUCUUCGGUCAUUCGACAUGACGAAAUACGCGUCCGAGUCGGUUCGGGAAACACUGCCGGGCGUUUUCAACUCGUCCCUUCGCGAGUUGACCGUGUGCGCACCGGAAUUAAAUGACAAGUUAACCUUGACCUCCUUGGAGACUUUCAAUCUGUACAUUGCCGACCGGAGCUUCAGUACAUAUGUGGACAAGGGGUCCAUCGCUCUCCAUCGUCCCAUCGAGAGAUCCUGUGGCUCACUGGCCAGGCCGUCCCUUUGCGAUACGGGGCAUUACAUGAUAGGACCCUCGUUCAUUAUUGACAUCCUAGCCUCGACCUCCUGCCUCCGGGAGCUUCAUAUAGAAUGGAGGGAACGGAGUCAGUCAGUAAUGGAUGAACUGCAAUAUGUGAUCAUGGAGAUGUCGAAUUUGAAUGCAUCGCGGCGCCCUCUCAUUCCACGGCUGGAGCGGUUCACGAUCCGUGUAGACACCGCACCAACUGAGGAUCCGUUUGUUGAUUUUAAGCCCGGAUAA